Molecule: messenger RNA, 1036 nt
Organism: Mugil cephalus (flathead mullet)
Lineage: Eukaryota; Metazoa; Chordata; Actinopteri; Mugiliformes; Mugilidae
Exons: 5
Coding region: 128-733 (201 amino acids)
Biological process (GO): regulation of apoptotic process
Source: RefSeq, a predicted model, not a curated record
GUAACAAAAACUUCCUCCCCAACGUCUUCGCAGAGACACGAGAACGAGUUGCUUUUGUUCGUCCGUUGUCUGAACUUUGUAUUUUUUCUUUGGAUCUAUUUUUCUACCUGCUGUUUUUUUUUUUUAAAUGGCAGAACAACACACUGGUAAAGGAGCCACCGCUCCAACGGUGUUUGCUGAUGGAUCCAGUGUCGUGUCUGCUGAAAAAUUUCAAAAUGUAACAGCAAAAGCAAUGUCCAUCACAAUUGAAAGUGAAAGCAACUCAGGGAGUAGUGCAUCUGGGACCGUUGGACCUCAGGCUGAUCACACUGCAUGUGAUGGUAGCGUGAUACUUGCUAAUACAUAUUCUAAUGUGACCAUCGAUGGCGACGUGAAUUUCUCCAUAACUGCGAAAAAAACCCAGGGAGCGUCACAUGCAGGUAAAGAAGUGGAGGACACGACUCCUCAGGGUCCUGCUGUGAAGCUGAUCACUGAGACCAGAGUGAAGCUCAUCACCUGCCUCCGAGCUGAUCUCAUCAUUCUGCAGCAUGUGUACGCCAAACACGUCAUCACCCAACGGGAAUACGAGAACCUGAAAUCUGCUCCUCGGCCAGAAGAUACCGUCAUCGAGCUGUUAGAUACUGUGAUACGUAAAGGUCAAGAGACCUGCGAGAAGUUUCUGCAGGUUCUCAAAGAGCCUCAAGUCCUCGCUACUUAUCCACAGCUGACAGGAAUCAUGAAGGCGGCUGAGUGAUUCUCUAAGAGCACAAGACUUAAUGUGUGGUUGGGUUAUUGCUGUGUAACUGUGUGAUAGUAGAAUAAAUGAAUGUAAAUAUGAAAAAUAUAGUUUUAUGACUUUUACGGGAAGUUUUAUGUACUGUGGUAAAUCAUCUUUAACCCACCAGAGGUCGCUGUUGUACAGGUUUUGUUGGUAAACUGGGACAAACACGUGGAGAAAGUUGUUAGUUGCUUCAUGUUAAAGAAAGAAACCUCCAUGGUGGUAACUGGAAUAACUUGAAACGGACAAACUUAAUAAUAAAUAAAAACCUGAAACUGA